Puma concolor (puma) is the source of this 2925-nucleotide messenger RNA. It is a transcript of the gene BICC1, whose product is annotated as BicC family RNA binding protein 1. Gene Ontology annotation, cellular component: cytoplasm. The record is from RefSeq and is a predicted model, not a curated record. Lineage: Eukaryota; Metazoa; Chordata; Mammalia; Carnivora; Felidae. Gene Ontology annotation, molecular function: RNA binding; protein binding.
AUGGCCGCCCAGGGAGAGCCCGGCUAUCAGGCGGCUCAGUCGGACCCGGGCUCCAACAGCGAGCGCAGCACUGACUCGCCCAUGCCAGGUUCCGAGGACGACCUGGUCGCCGGGGCGCCCUUGCAUAGUCCUGAGUGGAGCGAGGAACGCUUCCGCGUGGACAGGAAGAAACUUGAGGCCAUGUUACAAGCUGCUGCUGAAGGAAAAGGCAAAAGUGGGGAAGACUUUUUUCAGAAGAUCAUGGAGGAAACAAAUACGCAGAUUGCUUGGCCAUCAAAACUGAAGAUUGGAGCCAAAUCCAAGAAAGAUCCCCAUAUUAAGGUUUCUGGAAAGAAAGAAGAUGUUAAGGAGGCCAAGGAAAUGAUCAUGUCUGUCUUAGACACAAAAAGCAAUCGAGUCACUUUGAAGAUGGAUGUUUCACAUACAGAACAUUCUCAUGUAAUCGGCAAAGGUGGCAACAAUAUUAAAAAAGUGAUGGAAGAAACAGGAUGCCACAUCCACUUUCCAGAUUCCAACAGGAAUAACCAAGCAGAAAAAAGCAACCAGGUAUCUAUAGCAGGACAACCAGCAGGAGUAGAAUCUGCCCGAGUUAGAAUUCGGGAGCUGCUUCCUUUGGUGCUGAUGUUUGAGUUACCAAUCGCUGGGAUUCUUCAGCCAGUUCCCGAUCCUAACUCCCCCUCGAUUCAGCACAUAUCACAAACAUACAACAUUUCAGUGUCAUUUAAACAGCGUUCCCGAAUGUAUGGUGCUACUGUGAUAGUACGAGGGUCUCAGAAUAACACCAGUGCUGUGAAGGAAGGAACCGCUAUGCUGUUGGAACAUCUCGCUGGGAGCUUGGCAUCAGCUAUUCCUGUGAGCACACAACUAGAUAUUGCAGCUCAACAUCAUCUCUUUAUGAUGGGUCGAAAUGGAAGCAACAUCAAACAUAUCAUGCAAAGAACAGGUGCUCAGAUCCACUUUCCUGACCCCAGUAACCCACAAAAGAAAUCCACUGUCUACCUCCAGGGCACCAUUGAGUCUGUCUGUCUUGCAAGGCAAUAUCUCAUGGGUUGUCUUCCUCUUGUGUUGAUGUUUGAUAUGAAGGAAGAAAUUGAAGUGGACCCACAGUUCACUGCCCAGCUGAUGGAACAGCUUGAUGUCUUCAUCAGCAUUAAACCGAAGCCGAAACAGCCAAGCAAGUCUGUGAUUGUGAAAAGUGUUGAGCGAAAUGCCUUAAAUAUGUAUGAAGCAAGGAAAUGUCUCCUCGGACUUGAAAGCAGUGGGGUUACCAUAACAACCAGUCCAUCCCCAGCAUCGUGCCCUGCCGGCCUGGCAUGUCCCAGCCUGGACAUCUUAGCUUCAGCAGGCCUUGGACUCACUGGACUAGGUCUUUUGGGGCCUACCACCUUAUCUCUAAACACAUCAACAACCCCAAACUCACUCUUGAACGCUCUUAAUAGCUCAGUCAGUCCUUUGCAAAGUCCAAGUUCUGGCACCCCGAGUCCCACAUUAUGGGCACCCCCACUUGCUAACACUUCAAGUGCUACAGGUUUUUCUGCUAUACCACAUCUUAUGAUUCCAUCUACUGCCCAAGCCACAUUAACCAAUAUUUUGUUGUCUGGAGUGCCCACCUAUGGGCACACCGCUCCAUCUCCCCCUCCUGGCUUGACUCCUGUUGAUGUCCAUAUCAACAGUAUGCAGACAGAAGGAAAAAAAAUCUCUGCUUCUUUAAAUGGACAUGCACAGUCUCCAAAUAUAAAAUAUGGUGCAAUAUCCACCUCAUCACUUGGAGAAAAAGUACUGAGUGGGAAUCACAGUGAUCCAUCUAGACAAACAACUGGAUCUGAGCAGGCAUCUCCCAAAUCAAACCCUGCAGAAGGUUGUAACGAUGCUUUUGUUGAAGUAGGCAUGCCUCGAAGUCCUUCCCAUUCUGGGAAUGCGGGUGACCUGAAACAGAUGAUGGGUCCUUCCAAAGUUUCCUGUGCCAAAAGGCAGACAGUAGAACUAUUACAGGGCACGAAAAACUCACACUUACACAGUACUGACAGACUGCUCUCAGAUCCUGAACUAAGUGCUGCAGAAAGCCCUUUGACUGACAAAAAGGCUCCUGGAAGUGAGCGUGCUGCUGAGAGGGCUGCAGCUGCCCAGCAGAACUCUGAAAGGACUUGCCUGGCCCCAAGGCCAUCAUAUGUCAACAUGCAGGCAUUUGACUAUGAACAAAAGAAACUAUUAGCAACUAAAGCUAUGUUAAAGAAACCAGUGGUGACGGAGGUCAGAACACCCACAAAUACCUGGAGUGGCCUUGGGUUUUCUAAAUCCAUGCCAGCUGAAACUAUAAAGGAGCUGAGAAGGGCCAACCAUGUGUCCUAUAAGCCCACAAUGACAACCACUUUUGAGGGUUCAUCAGUGUCCCUCUCGAGGUCCAACAGUCGUGAACACUUGGGAAGUGGAGGUGAAUCUGAUAACUGGAGAGACCGAAAUGGAAUAGGACCCACAAGUCCUAGUGAAUUUGCCGCUUCCAUUGGCAGCCCCAAACGUAAACAGAACAAAUCAACGGAGCACUAUCUCAGCAGUAGCAAUUAUAUGGACUGCAUUUCUUCACUGACAGGAAGCAAUGGCUGUAACUUGAACAGCUCUUUCAAAGGCUCUGACCUCCCUGAGCUCUUUAGCAAACUGGGCCUGGGCAAAUACACAGAUGUCUUCCAGCAACAAGAGAUCGAUCUGCAGACAUUCCUCACUCUCACAGAUCAAGAUCUGAAGGAGCUGGGAAUUACGACUUUUGGUGCCAGGAGGAAAAUGCUGCUUGCAAUCUCAGAACUGAAUAAAAAUCGAAGAAAGCUUUUUGAACCACCAACUGCACGCACCUCUUUCCUGGAAGGCGGAGCAAGUGGGAGGCUACCCCGUCAGUAUCACUCAGAUGUUGCUAGCGUCAGUGGCCGCUGGUAG